Messenger RNA from Tachysurus vachellii, 1277 nucleotides. It is a transcript of the gene gatad1, whose product is annotated as GATA zinc finger domain containing 1. Gene Ontology annotation, biological process: chromatin organization; regulation of DNA-templated transcription. The record is from RefSeq and is a predicted model, not a curated record. The transcript is spliced from 5 exons. NCBI's taxonomy places the organism in Eukaryota, Metazoa, Chordata, Actinopteri, Siluriformes, Bagridae. Gene Ontology annotation, molecular function: zinc ion binding; sequence-specific DNA binding. Gene Ontology annotation, cellular component: nucleus. Bases 204 to 938 code for a protein of 244 amino acids.
GUUGUAAAGAAAAUGCAAGGGCGGUUUUGUUUGUUUUUAAGGUUUUUGCAACAAAAAAAAAGGAUUAGGAAAAACUGUAUAUUCAUAGUUUUGUCUAGGUGUAACUGUAGGUUUCGGUAACACAGGCGUGCUCUCGUGUGUAAGCAGAAAGGAGCAAAGAUCAAAAUUAGUUUAGUUUCUUUUCUUUUUUGUGUAAUGAAACGAUGCCUCUUGGUCUGAAGCCAUGUUGUGCGGUCUGCAAGACGAAUUCGUCGUCGAUGUGGAAAAAGGGAAACCAGGGUGAAAUCCUUUGUAACAACUGUACAGCUAAAAGCAACAUCACAGGAGUAUCAGGACUAUUGGUGACCUCCAACACACAGCAGAGCAAUGGUGGGGGCAAGCAGUCUAAACAGGAAAUCCACAGACGAUCAGCACGAUUAAGAAGCACGAAGUACAAGGCUCCUGCAUCCGAGAAGAAAGUUUCAUCAAAAGGGAAAGGAAGACGGCAUAUUUUUAAACUAAAAAAUCCUAUCAAAGCUCCUGAGUCUGUGUCCACCAUAAUCACAUCAGAGUCAAUCUUCUACAAGGGUGUUUACUAUCAGAUAGGAGAUGUGAUAAAGGUAACAGACGAAGAGGAUGGUAAACCUUAUUUUGCACAGAUCCGUGGUUUUGUUCAGGACCAGUACUGUGAGAAAAGUGCUGCAUUAACAUGGCUGAUCCCUACACAGUCUAGUCCAAGAGAUCACUUUGAUCCUGGCACUUACAUAGUUGGUCCAGAAGAGGAUUUGCCCAGAAAAAUGGAAUACCUUGAAUUUGUUUGCCAUGCACCAUCAGAAUAUUUCAAGUCAAGGAGCUCCCCAUUUCCAACAAUACCUAAUCGGCCAGAAAAAGGCUACAUUUGGACCCAUAUUGGACAUACACCCACAAUGGCAGUAAAAGAAACUCUUGGUUGUAAUUAAACUGAAAUCAGUAUUCAAAUAUUGAUUAAGGAAAAAUUUGUAUGUCAAAGGCAAAAGGUUCUUUCUCCUUAAUGUUUGGUUGAACAUUUUGAUGUUCCUUUCAGUAACUGUUUAAUAGUUAGGUUGUUACCAGGUGACGUGAAAACUAUGCUCAUUUCCACCGACAGAUUGUGGAAAGAAUGAUGCUUUGUAUUGUUAAAUGUAACAAGGGUAGUUCUGUAGGGGACCUCAUGAACCAUGACCAUUGUAAAUAUCUAAACGUAAGCAUUGUAAAUAUCUAAAUAGUUGGACAGAUCUCUCUGUUGGAUGUUCAAGAAGAAACAUGUCAUUAUAAAUAAA